Phycomyces blakesleeanus NRRL 1555(-) is the source of this 660-nucleotide messenger RNA. RefSeq lists its product as hypothetical. The coding region runs from base 1 to 660 and encodes 219 amino acids. The transcript is spliced from 4 exons. The record is from RefSeq and is a predicted model, not a curated record. Lineage: Eukaryota; Fungi; Mucoromycota; Mucoromycetes; Mucorales; Phycomycetaceae.
AUGUCACAAAACGAAGAUACUACAUCCACAUGCCAGCAAGAAAAAAGCAGACCAAGGUCAAAUGUUGAUACGUCUUCUGCCUCUCAAACAUCGACAAUAUCAUGUCUAUCAAAUAUUCAAACACACAUUGACCUCACAAUCAGUCAAGCCGAUCGGAAUGGUUUAGAAAAGAGCGGUGUUCUUCCGAAAACUCAUGUCAAACCACAUCCUUAUUUUGCUACUCUUUAUUCCCGCUUGUCGUUUUCUCUUAUUGUCGAAAACAAAAACAGUGCUGCCAGAGACCAUCUAGCCAAUGAACGAACGUUUCUGGCUUGGCUUCGUACUUCUCUAUCACUAUUUACUGCUGGAAUAGCCGUAACUCAAGUUUACAACCUUUCACCAAGCGCACCCAGUAAAGAUGGGGCAGAAGAAAGAGCCCGUAUUGGACGUGGUGUUGGUCUCGCCUUCUUUUUAUUGAGUAUACUGUUUCUCUAUUUCGCCAAUGUCCGCUAUUUCCACUCCCAACACACUAUGAAUAUGGGUUAUUUCCCAGCCAUAUUAAUGAAAUCGGGUGACAGCCAAGAACACAUUGUUACUCUCAUCUAUGCGAUACACAUAAUGCACUACAAGUCCCAGAUCAUCGGGAACCACGGAAUAUUUAAAGACUCUUGCCCAGAAUAA